AUAUGGGAUUCAUGGAAAGGAAAUGCUGACGAAAAGUUUGGUACGGUGUAUGGGAAUGUUCUUUACGUAUCGGAUUUAAUGAGCUUAAAAAUUGAGGAGGAGUUGAAUGAUCAGAUAAUUAAUCUUUAUUGUAGUGUACUGCAAAAACGGACGGAUCAGUGUGUACAGAAAGUGUCCCGUGCAGAUUGUCUGAUUCUGACCUCAAUUUUUGAAGGGAGGAAAAGCGUAACUUGGUUUAAAAAGGACGAUAUACAACAGUAUGACACUGUCAUUGGGUGCAUUAAUGACGGGAAGUGUCAUUGGGUUGCUGUGGUUAUGGAUGUCCAACACCAUAUUGUGACAAUUAUGGACCCGCUCAAAAUAUCAAAGAAAUUGAGAACAUAUGAAAAGAAUUUCAACUACUUCACUAAAAGCAGAGAUCUUGGUACAUGGACAAUCUGUACAGCAGUUGGGUAUCCUCUGCAAAAUGAUUUUAGCUCAUGUGGUGUUUAUUGUUUGAAGUUCCUCGACCGAUACCUAAGUAAGACAGAUACAUCUUUGGAAUUAAACGUCCAAGCUGAAAGAUUCACAAUUGGCAGUGAAAUUGUUCAAGCUGUGCAAACAAAAGGUGCUGUUAUGACAUGCUUCUUGUGUGCUAAAGAACCAACUAACAUGAGAGCAUGUUCAUGCUGUAAAAGGAAUUUCCACAAAAAGUGUAUGACUCCAGGACUAUGCAGUCUGUGCUCAAUUUUUCCACCUGGUGAGUGCAAUAGAAAAUUCUACCAUUUCUAA
Molecule: messenger RNA, 771 nt
Organism: Mytilus californianus (California mussel)
Lineage: Eukaryota; Metazoa; Mollusca; Bivalvia; Mytilida; Mytilidae
Exons: 9
Coding region: 79-771 (230 amino acids)
Biological process (GO): proteolysis
Molecular function (GO): cysteine-type peptidase activity
Source: RefSeq, a predicted model, not a curated record